This is a messenger RNA of Kwoniella shivajii, 1461 nucleotides long. RefSeq lists its product as uncharacterized. The transcript is spliced from 4 exons. Gene Ontology annotation, cellular component: SAGA complex. Bases 1 to 1461 code for a protein of 486 amino acids. Gene Ontology annotation, biological process: regulatory ncRNA-mediated heterochromatin formation; regulation of transcription by RNA polymerase II; RITS complex assembly. The record is from RefSeq and is a predicted model, not a curated record. NCBI's taxonomy places the organism in Eukaryota, Fungi, Basidiomycota, Tremellomycetes, Tremellales, Cryptococcaceae.
AUGACACUCAAGCUUAAACCACGUAAAUCACUUUCAGCAUUCACAUUCUCGCUUUCCCCUUCACCUUCAACAGAUCUUCCUUCAACCUCGACUAGCGCUCGAAAUGAACCAAUACCACCUAGACCACCUGGUGAUUUUAUACCUGAAAAAGAUAUGUACAUGUUCGGUACAUAUCCUUUACAAGGUGAUGGUGAGAUUGGAAAAGGUAUCAUAAGAUGUAAAAGAUGUUUCAAGGUUACUAUGGAAUGGGCUGCUGGUGAACAUCGAAGAAUCUGCAAUCAUAUCUUGGAUGGUACUCCUUUAACAACUAAGAAAGUUAGUAAAGCUAGUAAAACUACCGAACUAUCGAAAAAGCGAAGGGCAAGUGAGGUAUCAAACCCGAAUUUAUCACCUAAAAAACGAUCCAAACUCUCCGCUAUACCAGCUUCAGUCGCCAACACAGCUACGGCACAAGUACUCGUCGAAAAGGAAAAUGAAGAUGUAGACGACGACUCUUCAUCCUACAAAGGAUUGAAAAAAUCCGAAAUUCGAAAGAUGGAAAAAGAAAAAUUAAGAUUGGAGAGAAAAGAAGCAAAGGAAAAAGAAAAAUUGGAAGUCGCUGAAAGAAAAAGAUUAAGAGCUCUCAACCCUAUCAACCUGGAUCGACAGUGUGGAGUGAUCAACGACAAAUCGACUCCUUGUGCACGUUCGUUAACAUGUAAAACACACACCGUCGGUGCUAAACGUGCAGUUCAAGGUAGAUCAAGACCUUAUGAUGAGUUGUUUAUAGAUUGGCAAGUUGAACAUAAUCCAAACUUCAAAGUACCUCAAAAACGUGAGAUCAAAGAGAAGGAGAAAGUUAAAAAGAAGAAGAAGUUAUUCACUAGAAGAGGAGGCGAAGAAGGUUUGGAAGAUGACGAAGAUGGAUUAAGAGAAUUAGAAGAAUUAAUCAAUUUAACUAAAGUUUCAGGCGAAAGAGUCAAAUCAAAUUUCAGCAAUCUAGGUCAACCACAACCUUUACUAUCGACAUUGCCCUCCAACCAGAAUCAACUUCAGACGCAGGUGACAGAGAAAGGUGCAUCAACGACAACUGCUCCAACGACGAAACUACCUAGUACUGCCACUGGAAAUGGUAAUGCCAGACCAUCAAUAAGUGGUGGAAGUGGAAUCAGUGAUAAGGGUAAAUCAAACUCUACUUUGAAAAUACCGGUUAUCACCAACAACAUUACUAGUAAUAACAAUAAUGUCAUACCAUUUCAAACUAUUUGGAGAUCGAGUUCAAGCGAAUUUGCUUCUGUUGGUCAUUUAUUAACCUCGGCUUUGGCAGCAAGGAAUAAAUCUAAUAAUCAAGGUAAACUGAAUAUAUCAAGGAUAGCAGGUGUAGUAGUUGGUAACAGCAACACGAUGACCACUGGAACAGGUAAAUCAAAAGGAAAAGGGAAUGGAGUAGAUCAUCAAAGUUUAUUUGGCGUGACAGCGUAA